This is a messenger RNA of Lingula anatina, 1186 nucleotides long. RefSeq lists its product as uncharacterized. Gene Ontology annotation, cellular component: membrane. NCBI's taxonomy places the organism in Eukaryota, Metazoa, Brachiopoda, Lingulata, Lingulida, Lingulidae. The record is from RefSeq and is a predicted model, not a curated record.
GCUAGACUGGCUUUUACUCAGUAGAUUCAAAGAUACACGAAUUUCAGGCAAGGAGAGUGCAUCACCUGUGUACAAUUUUAAGAUAAAUUUGUGAAAGGAUGAAAUAACAUAAUUUCAUCAACAUAUGAAGGCAUUCUUUUGGAUCGAGUACCACGUUGAAUUCUGAGCGUCUAUUAAUAGAUCUGAUCAUAUAUGUUUCAGCGUUUGACUCCUGAUGCACUGAGGCUACAGCAAAGCUAAACCAGACAAGGCGAAAAUUUUGUAGGAAAUGCCACUCCUUGGAACUGACAACGUCCAAAACAGAUUAAUUCGAUUCACAUCCCAUCUUGUCAAGGUCAAGGCCAUAUAAUAUUGGUACAAUCGUACUUUUGCAUAGUGGUUUCAUAACUCAAGGGAAUCCAUUCAAAAUGAACAUGUUGGCCAAGGCAGCCUUGGUAGAUUUUUGCAUCCAGUGGCUGUGUUGGGCGGUAGCGGCAACUUUGAAGACAGAGAAGUUUUAUGAUUUAGCUGGAUCCAGUACUUUCUUCUUGGUUGUGGUCCAGACAUUAGUUUGGGGAGAACGCUACUUCACAAGGCAAAAGGUGCAGACAGGACUGGUGGCAAUAUGGGCUGUCAGGUUAGGCAGCUAUCUGGUCCCCAGGAUCCUUCAAGAUGGCCAUGACAAGAGAUUUGAUGGGGUCAGGGACAAUCCACCCAAAUUCCUCAUCUACUGGACAAUACAGGGAGUCUGGGUCUUUGUUACCCUGUUACCAACUCUUCUCCUCAACCUGAAGAAAAAUGACCUAUCAUUGUGUGCCAGAGACAUUUUGGGCUGGGGAUUAUGGGUAGUGGGGUUUCUGUUUGAAGCCAUUGCCGAUUACCAGAAAUCUCAGUUCAGGAGUGAUCCUGCUAAUAAAGGCAUGUUUAUACAGGAAGGACUAUGGUCAAUCAGUCGACACCCAAAUUAUUUUGGCGAGAUCUUAAUGUGGACAGGACUGUUUAUCUCGGCCAGCUCGGUGCUGGAAGGAGUGGAGCUCCUCAGCGUUAUUUCUCCCAUGUUUGUAGCAUUUCUGCUGAUCAAAGUCAGUGGUAUUCCUUUGCUGGAAAAGGCAGGACUGAAAAAAUGGGGCUCCAACCCAGCAUAUCAGGACUACCUGAGGGAUAUAGCAGUGUUGGUGCCAUACGUGUGGUAGGCUUGAUGUCAGGG